AUGCAUGCGAAGGAAUCCACGAGGGUCGUUGGCAGCAAUUUUGACGGCUUCGGCCAAGUUGUCUGGUGGUCCGAGGUGAUGAGUGUCAAAGCGCUGCGGGUACAGGUGGUGGGCUCCCGGAAGACCGGCUGCGAAGCUAGCUUCACCGUACGAGACGAGGGCAAUAUAGAGCGUCUCAAGGGCUUGGAUGCAGAAAAGGCGCUGGACCCGACUCUCCAAGGCGAGUCCUCCCGGCUGGUAUCAGGCCUGCCCGAUACUCAACUACCGCAGACCCUCUACUCUCGUGGGAGAUCGUGA
Molecule: messenger RNA, 297 nt
Organism: Penicillium canariense
Lineage: Eukaryota; Fungi; Ascomycota; Eurotiomycetes; Eurotiales; Aspergillaceae
Exons: 1
Coding region: 1-297 (98 amino acids)
Source: RefSeq, a predicted model, not a curated record